AUGUCUAAUAACGAAUCGAAGAAGCUUGAAGAAGAGCAAUCAACGGAGAAAGUGAAUUUGGAUAAUUCAGUACCAGAACCAACACCACCAGAAAAGCCAUUACCUGGAGAUUGUUGUGGGAGUGGUUGCGGUUCAUCUGAAAAUUUUAUGGUCAGUCUAAGAUCUGCGUUUACUAGCAACACCAAUAAUACAAACAACAAUAACAACAACAACAAUAAUCGUCAUCAACAUCACGAUAUUCUUUCACCUAUUCAAUUCAACAAAGGUUUUCUUGUCUCAACGGAUCUAUAUGGGUAUGUUAAUGGUGAAAUCAUAGAACCACCAAGAAGGAUUACAAUUAAUGGAAUUGAGGGAAAUCAAUAUAUUAUUGAUUAUCUUAAAAAGAUCAAGACAAUAUCCGACUCUUUAGCAGCAAUUGGUGAAAAAGUAAGUGAUGAGGAUUUGAUAAUGUUCUUGCUAAAUGGAUUAGGUAGUGAAUAUGAUGUCUUUGUGUUUUCUUCACAAAACAGAGAGACUCCAUAUACUUUUGGAGAAAUUAAGGCUAGAUUGUUAUCUCAUGAACAAUUUCUAUCUGAGAGGCAACAUCAAAGUACAAAUUUGUAUGAUGACCAAACUACUACUGCUUUUUAUGGGAGAAAUAGUUCAAAUGAUUAUAAUAACAACAGAAGAAAUGGUGGAUAUACUAAGAAUGGUAAUGGUGGAUCAUAUAAAAACAUCCAGUAUCAACAUGGGUCUAGCUCUAAUAGCUCAAAUGGUCAGUCACAUAAUGGAUCAAAUUAA
This is a messenger RNA of Papaver somniferum (opium poppy), 780 nucleotides long. RefSeq lists its product as uncharacterized. The record is from RefSeq and is a predicted model, not a curated record. The coding region runs from base 1 to 780 and encodes 259 amino acids. Lineage: Eukaryota; Viridiplantae; Streptophyta; Magnoliopsida; Ranunculales; Papaveraceae. The transcript has 4 exons.